AAAAUUUUAAAACAAACUUCAUUCCAAAAUUCCACCACGAUUCUCCAAAGCUUGACAUCGAUCGCGCUGAUACACAUUGAUCUUAUAUAAAAUUUUGGUGUUUUGGAGCAUUCAGCGAUUGAUCACACUUUAAAUAGAAAUCUCUUUCAUCCGGUCUGAUCUGAUCUUAUUUAUCUAUUUUUUGCUCUAGUUACUUUCGCAAUAAAGACAAGGUGAAAAGAACAAAGUCAAACUUUUUCAUCAAUCAUCGAAUUGCCGGUCAAUGGUUUCUUACGUCUCUUCCUUGUUCUUUUAUUUUAUCCUCCUACAAUUACUCCUAAAACAAAUUUCCCCGGUAGCCGGUAGUAAGAUUCCGGCAUUGAUUGUAUUUGGUGACUCGACCGUCGACACCGGGAAUAACAAUGGGCUAAAUACAAUACUAAAGAGCAACUUUGCGCCUUAUGGUCGAGACUUUGAAGGUGGCCGCCCCACAGGUCGAUUUUGUAACGGCCGAGUGGCAUCAGAUUUCUUCUCUGAAUACUUAGGGCUCAAUAAAACUUUGCCGGCGUAUUUGGACACUAGUUUUAAUAUGAGUGAUUUUGUUACUGGAGUCAAUUUUGCUUCUGCGGGUACCGGUUAUGAUAAUACUACUACUGCUGUCUUUAAUGUGAUACCACUAACAAAGGAAAUCGAAUAUUACAAGGAGUAUCAACAAAAACUACGAGACUAUAUUGGGGUAGACAAAGCAAACGAUAUACUUAGCAGAGCAGUAUACAUAAUGAGUAUGGGAACGAAUGACUUUCUAGAAAGCUACUUCUUACGGCCUACACUCAAGAUUAAAUACACAGUCCAAGAGUACGAGGAUCAUCUUGUAAGUAUCGCCAAGAAUUUUGUUGAGGAGAUUUACAGUCUUGGAGCUCGUAAAAUUACGUUGGCAGGGCUUCCUCCCAUGGGUUGCUUACCAUUAGAGAGGACUAUACAUUUUAAGGCAAUUACUAAGUGCAAUGAAUACUACAACAAUGUUGCCCUUGAAUAUAAUGCUAAAUUGAAGGCCAUGUUGGAUUUACUUAGUACACAAUUGCCUGCCAUCCAACUCUAUUUUUCUGACCCUUAUUACAUUAUUCUCCAAAUGAUUCAAACACCUUCACAGUUUGGGAUGACUGAAUCAUCAAAGGCAUGUUGUGGAACUGGCUAUGUGGAGAUGAGUUAUCUGUGCAUUGUGGAUGAUAAAUUAAGUUGCUCCGAUGCUGGAAAAUACGUUUUCUGGGAUUCUUUUCAUCCAAGUGAAAAAGCCUACCAGAUUUUGUCUCAAGAUAUCUUUAAUAAUGUCUUGUACAAAUUUCUUUAAUUUAAAGUCAUAUGAAAAUAUAUUGUAGCUAUAAUUUUUUAUUUUUUUUGUAUUUUUUUAGGAUACAGAGGGCCUUGGAAUUUAGCAAGUCCUCAUUUGUUUAUAAAUAAUAGUUGUAUCAGUAUAUUUAUUUGAAUAUAUAACUUUGAUUAGACAAAUUGUACAAUGUUUAAAAUAAUAAUGUGAGGGGGUGAAAAUUCA
This is a messenger RNA of Spinacia oleracea (spinach), 1528 nucleotides long. Its product is annotated as GDSL esterase/lipase At4g26790-like. NCBI's taxonomy places the organism in Eukaryota, Viridiplantae, Streptophyta, Magnoliopsida, Caryophyllales, Amaranthaceae. The transcript is spliced from 4 exons. Gene Ontology annotation, molecular function: hydrolase activity, acting on ester bonds. The record is from RefSeq and is a predicted model, not a curated record. The coding region runs from base 263 to 1327 and encodes 354 amino acids.